AUGGCAAAGCUGUCUUGGCCUCCCACGUCGCGCGCUUGCCUCCGCACUCUUCGACCAUGUGCUGCCCGUCGUUUCGCGUCUCUUCCGCGGAAACAACUCGCCCACCCGCGCCCCGGCAUUCUGAACGACCCAUUCCUGCCGCAGCCAACAGGACCGCUGCCACUCACAUAUUUCUCCCCGGCAAAGGUCUCCAAGAGCGUGACUGGACUUGGUGGAAGCCCGCAGCAGAAUGACCAUCAGCCUCCAGACGAGCGAGUACUGAAAUUAGGAAAAACCCUACGAACGCUCUCGCCACUUCUCCCGACCAUACUGUACAACAAUCUCCCGCCAGAAAUCCUAUCACCCAAUGUCAAUCUCCACCUCUUUCCCUCAACACAUCCACACCUCCCCACUGUGAAAGGGCGCAGGCUAUACCGCGCAGCCUUGUGGACUGUUCCCGUCGCUUGGAGCAGUAUACCCUUAGUUGGGAAUGUUCGGCUCCAGAUCCAGAGUGAACGGAUUGUACGGGCAGGCACUGUACUAGAACCGGACCAUUGUGGGGACAACGACUGCGGUGAUGAACGGCUGGUUGUUCGUUGGAAGACAGAAGCCAGGACAGAGAGCCGGCCAUUCCAUGAAAGCUCGCAAGAAAGCUCUUCUCCAGCUCAGAUACCAGGGGAAAGCAGUCCAGCCUCAAAUGGCGCAGAGACGUCAGCGCCGGCCAAGCAAAACGCAUCCACAGAUCCGGAAGCCAGCCAAUCUUCCCUCUCAUCAUCUACAAACGGAACCAACCGAGGGCUCAGCAAGCUUCUUGGUGGCGACGAGCCUAUCUUCAAGCUCUCUCAUGAAGAGCAAUUCACCGGCCUUUUCAUUUUUUCCUUCGAUGAAGAGGGCCGUAUUCUCACCCACACAAUCGAGCAUACGGAUGAAGCGGACGGCUGGGACCGAACAGCAAAAUUCGUUACCCUCACAGACUGGUUGAUUGGCAAAGCGCGAGGCUCGUUGGAUCCGGUCCCCAAACCUCAGCUGAUGAUGGAGCAUUGUCACCAUGGGACGCCAGAUGAGGCCAGGCGUCGGAAGGGCUCCUGA
This is a messenger RNA of Penicillium chermesinum, 1068 nucleotides long. RefSeq lists its product as uncharacterized. NCBI's taxonomy places the organism in Eukaryota, Fungi, Ascomycota, Eurotiomycetes, Eurotiales, Aspergillaceae. The coding region runs from base 1 to 1068 and encodes 355 amino acids. The record is from RefSeq and is a predicted model, not a curated record. The transcript has 2 exons.